This is a messenger RNA of Magallana angulata, 2025 nucleotides long. RefSeq names its product putative aminopeptidase W07G4.4. NCBI's taxonomy places the organism in Eukaryota, Metazoa, Mollusca, Bivalvia, Ostreida, Ostreidae. The transcript has 16 exons. Gene Ontology annotation, biological process: proteolysis. The coding region runs from base 158 to 1714 and encodes 518 amino acids. The record is from RefSeq and is a predicted model, not a curated record. Gene Ontology annotation, cellular component: cytoplasm. Gene Ontology annotation, molecular function: metalloaminopeptidase activity; manganese ion binding.
CUAUCGCAUUUUUUAUGUUGUAAAUAGAAACCUAAAUAUACCGACAGCUAAUAGGACGGCACUUCGUGAAGUGCUGAGUUCAUAAAUCAGGUGAUAACACUUAUCAACGUCAGCAGAUUGUCCUUCCCUGGUCCUGGUCCAAAUUGACGACAAGAAAAUGUCAGGCAAUAAUGGAUUACCCAAACUGAUCCCAUGUUUGGACAUAAAUGACCCUCAGUUUGAUGGAGUUGUGGUUGUUACAGACACUGUCCAAAAGCUAGUGGACAAUAAGCUUGAUAAAGUUGCUGCUGCAGUACAGGAAUACGCAAAAGUGGACUCUGCUUUUAACAAAGAUGUAGUUUUGAUAAACACAGAUGCUGUUCCAUCAAAAAGAUUAAUCUUUGCCCCUACUGGGCCUUUGAACAGGGAUUAUGAUGAUGUGAGAAGAUUUUAUGAUGCAGCUGAAAAAGGAAUCAAGAGAGCCCUACAAGCUGGAUGUAAGAAACCCCUCCUUGUGCGUCCAGUAGACAACAGUUUCCCUAAGGCAGGAAGUGUCACCACACUAGGAUGUCUGUCAGCCCUCUAUGUGCCCUUGGAGAUCCGUGAGGAUGUUCCCUCCAGAGCCAGUAAAGCGGAGGCGGUGGGGAUCUGGUGUAACUCGGAGGAGCGGGUUCAACAGGGGAUUGUCCUGGCAAACGCUGUCGAAGCUGGAAGAAUUGUGACCAGAGAUAUUGGUGGAUCUGACCCCGAGAGAAUGGCGGCCCCUAAUGUUGCAAAGUAUGUGGAGGAGGUGUUCAAGGGAACAUGCAUCAAGGUGUCUGUGAAGUCAGACCAGGACCAGUUGAACAAGGAGUACCCUCUGUAUGGGGCAGUCAAUAGGGCAGCCAGUCAGGUCAGCAGGCACCAAGGCAGGGUGAUUUUUCUGGAAUACACAGGAGAAGGAAACACUGAGAAGACACUGUUCUUAGUUGGCAAGGGUGUGACCUAUGACACUGGUGGAGCUGACAUCAAGGCCGGUGGGGUGAUGGCGGGGAUGCACAGGGACAAGUGUGGGGCGGCAGCUGUGGCAGGAUUCUUCAAGAUUUUGAGUGAAAUGAAACCAAAAGGUCUGAAGGUUGUUGGAGCCAUGGCAAUGGUCAGAAACAGUGUAGGAUCAAACUGCUAUGUGGCUGAUGAGAUCAUCACUUCACGCGCUGGGGUCAGAGUUCGGGUCGGGAACACUGACGCUGAGGGACGAAUGGCAAUGGCCGAUGUUCUCUGUCAUCUUAAAGAGCAGGCAUUGAGUGCUGUCAACCCUCAGCUGUUUACCAUUGCCACUCUAACUGGUCACGUAAUCAGAGCCUAUGGAGAAAAUUACUCGGCUAUUCUUGACAAUGGACCAGCUAGAAACAUGAACAAUGCCCAAGAGAUUCAGGCAGCAGGGGAUGAGUGGGCAGAUCCAUUCGAGAUCUCCACCCUCAGGAGAGAUGACUACGACUUCCACCGUGGCAAGUCGGAGUAUGAGGAUGUCCUGCAAUGUAACAACUCCCCCUCCUCCGCCACGGCCCGUGGUCACCAGACACCCGCCGCAUUCCUGAUAGAGGCCUCAGGGCUUGAGAAGCACGGGAAGGAUUCGGACAAACCCUUGCCUUAUUCCCAUCUGGACAUUGCUGGCUCCUCCGGACCAUUCCCUGGUGUCCCCACCGGGGCCCCAAUUGUUGCCAUGGCAGCACGAUUUGUGUUUCCACGAUGCUAAAGUCAGAACGCAUGGUUAAGUCUGUUGGGAUCGAGCAAACGAACUAAUAUUUCAGCUCAAUGAACUCAAGAUCAAAUCUACAUGCUUAUUUAACAAUGUAAGCAGUUAAAAAUAUAAUAAAUUAGUCAGUUGAUGAAUUGGUGAAGGAAUGUCAUAACAUUUGAAUGAUAUUGUCUCAGAACUUCUUUAUAUGUUUGAUUUAUUGAUUGAUAUUUAUGAUUAUUCAUUGACCAAUGCAGAGCUUUUGCAGUACUUUGAUGUAUAAUUGUGCGUGCUGAUUUUCUUAUUAUUAUUAAACACACUUUAUACAA